Messenger RNA from Penicillium atrosanguineum, 1413 nucleotides. RefSeq lists its product as uncharacterized. Gene Ontology annotation, cellular component: fungal-type vacuole membrane. Gene Ontology annotation, molecular function: transmembrane transporter activity. Lineage: Eukaryota; Fungi; Ascomycota; Eurotiomycetes; Eurotiales; Aspergillaceae. Gene Ontology annotation, biological process: transmembrane transport. The record is from RefSeq and is a predicted model, not a curated record. The coding region runs from base 1 to 1413 and encodes 470 amino acids. The transcript is spliced from 2 exons.
AUGAGAGAGCAUGGAGGAUCUGCUCCUAUGGAGUCAACACAGUUUCCUAGAGGUGGCGGUCGAGACACCCGCGAAGUCGAGCAAAUGGUCAUGGAUGAGGAGCAGGCCGAUAUGAGACAGUUAGAAUCCAAAAGAACAAAGCUCUUUGUUCUCAUAGGUUCUGGGAUACUCCAGUUACCAAUAUGGGGCUUUGCUAUGAGCUACGGCGUAUUCCAGGAAUAUUACUUCGACAACUGGAUAUUUGAAGGAAAUCGCAACAUUACUGGUGUAAUCGGCACGACCGCUAAUGGUGUCAUGUAUCUAUCCAUGCCCUUCCUCUUCGCACUAUUCACCAGACGGUGGGCUCAUCGGCGCCAACUUGCCGCUCUUUGUGGAACCGUCAUCGCAUGCGUCAGUUUCUUCCUGUCCUCUUACAGCACCACUGUCUGGCACUUGCUUGCGACCCAAGGCGUCACAUCUGCACUGGGGUGUGCCCUCAUAUAUAGCCCAAUUACGCUGUCUCUUGGCGAGUGGUACAGUACCAGCAACCGUACCUUGGCGUACGGAAUUGUUUUAUCUUGCAAAAAUAUCGUUGGAACCAGCUGCCCAUUCUUACUUCGGGCUUUAAUUGAUACGUACGGCUACCAGACCACCCUGAAAGCCUGGACCGCGAUUGUUGGUGGAUUGAGUAUCUUUGCUAUCUUCUUGAUACCAACGCAUCCAUCGAAAGUCUCGAUGAGUAGAACUCGAGCACGCAGAAUUCCGUGGUAUUUCCUCAGACACCGAACUAUCUAUUUCUACAGCAUCGCCAUCAUCUUCCAAAGCUCUGGCUAUGGUAUUCCGCAAACAUAUUUGAGCACCUACGCCCGCGAAAUCGCUUCAUUGUCGCAAACUUCAAGUACCUUGAUGCUGGUUCUCUUCAAUGCACCAGGGAUUAUUGCUUCUUCCUUCUUUGGAUGGCUGAGCGACAAUAAGCGAAUCACCCUUUCAGCACAGACUGUUUCCGCGAUUCCACCUGUUUGCUGCGCCCUGGCCACUUUCAUCUUCUGGGGCUUGACUACGCAAGGCGCCAUUGGCCUACUCCUAGUCUUUUCUAUGACGUUCGGGUUCUUCUCCAGUGGGUAUAGCGCUACAUGGGGAGGGAUGCUCAAACAAAUGGAAAGCGAGUCUGCGGAGAGAAACGAAGCCGUUGAUCCGGGAAUGCUCUACGGUCUGCUGAAUGGUGUCAGAGGGAUCGGAUAUGCAAGUGGGGGGAUUGCUGGCGUGGGACUAUUAAAUACUGGAACUAUACUUGCCAACCAGCGCUUUGCUUUUGGAACCUCAUACGGACCACUUAUUCUCUUUACGGGGCUUUCUUCGCUCCUUGGAGGGUGGGUAGUUCUAUGGAGGUGGAAUCCGAAAAGACUCUUGCCAGUGGUAUUGAGAGGUAGUUAA